GCCGCGCGGCGCCGCGAUCUGAAACCCGGCGGCGGCCUGAGCCCUCCCCUCCCGGCAAGUGAGACAGGGUGCCGGGGAGCUCCGGCUUUGUUUCUGGGGCUGGGAUGCACGGUUUCUCAACUCCGUUCUCCACCCCCACCCCCCCGCGCAGGAAACGCCCAGAACCACCCCGCGCCGUGGUCUACAAAGCCCGGAGCGUCCGAAGGCGGGAGGGGUUGGGCGAGCCCGGGAGGCAGGAGGAUCCCCACCACACAGGCUCACGCCCGGCUCCCCCAUCAGGCCGCCUCCAGCCGCAUGAAGACCCCCAGGCCGGGGCUGAGAGCCUGGAGCAGCCCGGACUGAAAUCUUGUGGCGGCCUUAGAGCGUUAGACAGGAUGCGGCUGGGCCGCCGGGCCCUCUGUGUGCUGGUCCUGCUGCUCGCCUGCGCCUCGCUGGGGCUCCUGUACGUGAGCACCCGGGACGCGCCGGGCCUCCGGGCACCUCUUGCGCUGUGGGCGCCCCUGCAGGCCCCCCGCAGACCAGAACUGCCAGACCUUGCGCCCGAGCCCCGCUAUGCACACAUCCCGGUCAGGAUCAAGGAGCAAGUGGUGGGGCAGCUGUCUGGGAACAACUGUAGUUGUGAGUCCAGUGGAGGGAGCUUUUACCUCCCCUUCCAGAGGCAGGUUGGAGCCAUUGACUUCACCAAGGCCUUUGACCCUGAGGAGCUGAGGGCUGCCUCAGCCUCCAGGGAGCAGGAGUUCCAGGCCUUCCUUUCCAGGAGCCAGUCUGCUGCGGACCAGCUGCUCAUAGCCCCUGCCAACUCCCCUCUUCAGUACCCCCUGCAGGGUGUGGAGGUCCAGCCCCUCCGGAGCAUCUUGGUGCCAGGGCUGAGCCUGCAGGCAGCUUCUGGUCAGGAGCUUUACCAGGUGAACCUGACUGCCUCCUUAGGCACCUGGGAUGUGGCAGGGGAAGUGACUGGAGUGACUCUCACUGGAGAGGGGCAGCCAGAUCUCACCCUCACCAGCCCAGGGCUGGACCAACUCAACCGGCAGCUUCAACUGGUCACUUAUAGCAGCCGAAGCUACCAGGCAAACACAGCAGACACAGUCCGGUUCUCCACGGAGGGACAUGAGGCUGCUUUUACCAUCCGCAUAAGACACCCCCCCAACCCUCGGCUGUACCCAUCUGGGUCUCUACCCCAGGGAGCCCAGUACAACAUCAGCGCCCUGGUCACCAUCGCUACUAAGACCUUCCUGCGUUACAAUCGGCUACGGGCACUCAUCGCCAGCAUCCGCCGAUUCUACCCAACGGUCACCGUGGUCAUCGCCGACGACAGCGACAAGCCAGAGAGCAUUAGCGGUCCCCAUAUCGAGCACUAUCUCAUGCCUUUUGGCAAGGGCUGGUUCGCAGGCCGGAACUUGGCCGUAUCCCAAGUAGCCACCAAGUACGUCCUGUGGGUGGACGACGACUUCGUCUUCACGGCGCGGACGCGGCUGGAGAGGCUUGUGGACGUGCUGGAGCGGACGCCGCUGGACCUGGUCGGCGGCGCGGUGCGCGAGAUCUCCGGCUUCGCCACCACCUACCGGCAAAUGCUGAGCGUGGAGCCUGGCGCGCCGGGCCGCGGGAACUGCCUCCGGCAAAGGCGCGGCUUCCACCACCAGCUCGUCGGCUUUCCAGGCUGCGUGGUCACGGACGGCGUGGUCAACUUCUUCCUGGCGCGCACCGACAAGGUGCGCGAGGUCGGUUUCGACCCGCGCCUCAGCCGCGUGGCGCAUCUGGAAUUCUUCCUGGAUGGGCUUGGUUCCCUUCGAGUGGGCUCCUGCUCAGACGUCGUUGUGGAUCAUGCAUCUAAGCUGAAGCUGCCUUGGACAUCAAGGGAUGUGGGGGCAGAGACUUAUGCCCGGUACCGUUACCCAGGAUCACUGGAUGAAAGUCAGGUGGCCAAAUAUCGCCUACUCUUCUUCAAACACCGGCUGCAGUGCAUGACCUCAGAAUGAUGGCCUCUAGGGGCCUUCAAACUGUCAGGCUGGGCCUGCCUCCUUGUCCCUGCCAGGAAUUUCUAGAAAAUCCCAGGAAUUCCUAGCAAAUCCCACCACCCGGUGACCGCUCCACUGACUGUCCCUGCUCCCCUUCAGAAUCUGAUCCCAAAUAGGGGCUUGUCCUGGUGACACUCCUCCUUUCUGUGAGUGCCCAGGGUUAGGGACGUGAUGGAGCCGUAACUCGUCCCACAGCCAGUGCCAAGUCCUCCCCCCCACCUCCUUCUCGUGGGGCAGGAAGUGGGGGGGGUCACUUUCCAAGUGCCAAAGAGCCCAUGGGGACUCUAAGAACUUAAAGUGGAAAUACUCUCCUCUUAUCUCCUUGGGACUGAGGGGGUGGGGAGGCCCCCCCACAUGUGUUCCCAGGGCUCUGCCCCUCUCCCUCAUCUCUGGACCCAGGACUCUGCAUAGGCUCCAGCCCCGACCCCCUCCCCCACCCCAUGGAGAGAACUGGUGACUCUGGAGCUGGGGUGAGGGCUGGUGAACACACAAGUGAAAGCC
This is a messenger RNA of Odobenus rosmarus divergens (Pacific walrus), 2516 nucleotides long. RefSeq names its product beta-1,4-N-acetyl-galactosaminyl transferase 1 (gene B4GALNT1). Gene Ontology annotation, cellular component: Golgi membrane. The transcript is spliced from 11 exons. Bases 105 to 1976 code for a protein of 623 amino acids. Lineage: Eukaryota; Metazoa; Chordata; Mammalia; Carnivora; Odobenidae. Gene Ontology annotation, biological process: ganglioside biosynthetic process. The record is from RefSeq and is a predicted model, not a curated record. Gene Ontology annotation, molecular function: hexosyltransferase activity.